GUUUCUGUUGACCACCCGAUUCAGGGGCACAUAUGUACACGGUGCGAAACUCGGCCACAGCCACAGCCACGGACCAACACUCAUCACCAGGACUUCAUUUAUGUCUGGUCGUCGAGUUUAAUGUCUAUAAAUAUCUCUCGUAGCUGAGGUGGAGCAAUGAAGAGCGUUCGUGGGCGACACACACGUACAAGGUCCGCCGCAUGUUAAGCUACUGUUGCAUGUAGGUGGGGGAGCACUGUCGCUGUCCCAGGUGCUGAAAGCGCUCGUCAGUCAAUCUGCGGCAAGCCAACGAGACAGUAAACGGUUUUUGAUCGAGACAAUAUGCAUGGUCUGAUGUGAAUGCUGAACAAUAGCAAGGCAGUCAACAUAGCUCUAGUCAGAGUAAAUGGAUCUCACGUCCUCUAAUGUUUAAAGGAUGAAGAGAUUUUUCCUGUCAACCGUGCCACUGCUAAUUCUCAGCUGUCUAGGUGUCUCUCGCGUCUUUGCGGACAGUUUGGCGGCUCCUGUCAAUGUGACCAUCAAGGCUCUGAAGUCCAACUCUGCCGUGGUGACAUGGGACAUCCCCGAGGGGGACCUUGUCAUCGGCUUUGCCAUCACACAGCAGAAGAAGGACGUGCGCAUGCUGCGCUUCAUCCAGGAAGUGAACACCACCACCCGAUCCUGUGCAUUAUGGGACUUGGAGGAGGAGACCGACUACAUUGUGCACGUGCAGUCCAUCAGCAUGAGUGGGCCCAUGAGUCAGCACAGCGAACCCCUGCGCUUCCGCACGCCCAAGGAGUCUGAGACACAGGCCUCGAAGAGUAAAGACGAGGUGACCAUGGAGGAAGUGGGAGCUCAGCUGAGGGCAGGGGAGUUCAUCAUUAUCGUGGUGGUGCUGAUCAUGUGGGCAGGUGAGGGGUGGAAUGUUUCAAAAGGUGUGAUCGCUCUCUURUGCCGUCAGUAUGACAUCAUCAAAGACAACGAGCCUAACACCAACAAGGACAAAGCCAAGACCUCAUCAGAGUGCAGUACUCCAGAGCACCCGACGGGGGGGCUGUUGCGCAGUAAGUUCCCCAAGAACAACAACAACAACAACCGGGCGCCAUCUGUGAACAUCAUCGAGGUGUGACGGCCAGAACACUCUCUAAUCCAAAGGAUUGAGUGUAUUCUAAACAGAGCAACCAAAGGGCCCUUUAUGCCCAUCUGCUUGUUAGGAUGAGGCUGGGACUGUGGGUCGUGGCCAGCCCUUUGGCAUGGGGCCUGGGUGUGAACUGGGCCCUCAGGACUCCAGGGUCCAGGUCUCAGAGGAGAGGCUCUAGAUGUGGUAGCAGGACUGUGGCUGUCACUGCUCUAAUUAUUGCCAGAAGGUCAAGGAGAUAAGGGCCAAAUGGGUUCAGCUAUGAGUUGAGAGAGAGGAGAAAUGAACAUGGCCAGGGGACUGCAUAUAACCAGGGCCAGAGACCCUCUCUCUCAGCUUGUUGUUAAUGAACUGAAACACACUGUCCCGGCCCCUGUUCCCCAUACUGCAACCAAGGCUUGAGCACUGUGCACCGUGUGAAAAUGAACUCCCCCUACUGCAUCUCCUCUCUUACAGUGUUUAUUUAUUUGCCUCCUAUUAUGCUCAUUUGCUGUAAGGCACAUACUGUACUCCUUACUAUUGUUUACCUCCUUUGACAUAUUAUACCUCUUAUUCAAAUUAUA
Messenger RNA from Salvelinus sp. IW2-2015, 1680 nucleotides. RefSeq names its product fibronectin type III domain containing 5a (gene fndc5a). Gene Ontology annotation, cellular component: extracellular region; plasma membrane. Lineage: Eukaryota; Metazoa; Chordata; Actinopteri; Salmoniformes; Salmonidae. The record is from RefSeq and is a predicted model, not a curated record. Gene Ontology annotation, molecular function: protein binding.